This is a messenger RNA of Guillardia theta CCMP2712, 288 nucleotides long. RefSeq lists its product as hypothetical. The coding region runs from base 1 to 288 and encodes 95 amino acids. The record is from RefSeq and is a predicted model, not a curated record. The transcript has 4 exons. NCBI's taxonomy places the organism in Eukaryota, Cryptophyceae, Pyrenomonadales, Geminigeraceae.
AUGUUUGGCUUAUCCAACGAGCUGAAAAAUAUAUCUCAUCCGAAUGCUAAGAAAGAGAGGGAGGAGUUUGCGUACUUCUCCUCCAGGUUGCCCUUUCAACCACGCCAUGGCUCCUGCGCUUUGGACACUGCGACUGCGAUGUCUUCACCUCUGAGAACAGCAGCUGCAUGCCAUUCCAAGCUUCCGACUCUCAACUUGGGAACGAAACAGACUGUCCGUGUAGAUAAACGAACCAAAAUCUUGGAUUGGGAUGAGAUGAAGUCGAAUGCUAGUUUCUGUUGUAAAUAG